CUAUUCAUAUUUACAUAGUGUUAAUGAAAAUAUAGAAAUUCUGUGAAUUUAAAAAAAAAAAAAAUAUUUUUUUAAAUCAAGUGUUAUGUACUAGCUACUAUAUGAUUUGAUAAUUUCGGGAUUGUUAUUUUUUGAAAGUAAUUAUACCUCAAUGUGAAAAUAAUAUAAAAUAAAUUAGAAAAUUAAAUAAAAAAGUAAUCAAUAUAACUAUAAAAGAAAAGAAAAAUGUUAUGGGAAUUUUGACUACACAUAGAAUAUUUACGUAUGGAAUUUAGGACUACAAUUAUAUAUUAUAAAAAUUUAGUACAUUAUUUAUUUAAAAAGGAAAUUUUUUUUGAAAAAUUUCAUACGUUUUCCAAUCAACAAUUAUUUUCUUCUAUUCAAAAUUUUUACUCAUAGUUAAGACUACAACACACUAUCUACAUAUAUGAAAAUAUAAAAAUUUUAUAUUAUAAAUUUUUUAUAUAGAAAAAAAGAAAUUUUUCAUUAUCAUUCAUCAAUAUAAGAAUUUCACCUACACACACAUAUAUAUAUAUAUGUAUAACUAGCUACAAAUAUAAUAAUAAAUAAUUUCAAUAUAGUUUAUAAAAUAAAGGAAUACAUUGUAUAUAUUAUAUAAGAAGAAAAAUCACAAAAAUAAUAAGAAGAGAGAAAAAAGGUUUCGAGUAAAUCCUAAAAUAGGGAUUUAAACUAUGACAGAUAUAAAAAUAAGAUGAAACAAAUAAAAUCAACGGAUAAAUGUGAUCAAAAGAUAAAAAAUUUACAUUCAAUAAUAUUAUAUAAAAAUGACGAUAUUAAAAAUAAUAAAAGUGCAAUAAUAAAUUACAAGAAAUCAACAUUUUUUUAUAUAUUAUCAUCGUCAACAUUAAAAUAUAGAAUUAAAAAAUGUGCAUUUCUUAUAUCAAUCGUGAUGUUAAUUUUAAGUAAUUUAUUGGCGCCAACCUUAGCCGUAGUACAAUAUGAAAAUUUUAAUAAUAUAAAUAAUUUUAAUGUUAGUAAUUUAAAUAAUAACAUUAACCAAAUAUCACCUCGUACAACAAAAUAUUCGCAUACAUGGGCCGUCCGGAUCCCUAAUGGAGAUAAUAAUAAUUUAGCUGAUAUAAUUGCAAAUGAACAUGGAUUCAAAAAUUUAGGAAAGAUAUUUGGUGAUUAUUAUCAUUUUCAACAUAAUCGAAUAUCAAAGAGAUCAAUAUCACCCUCAGAUUUUCAUCAAAAUCGUCUUGAUGAAGAUCAUCGUGUUAUAUGGGCGGAACAACAAAAAAUUUUAUCACGUAAAAAACGAGAUUAUAUGAAAAUGAGAGAACCUAAAAUAUUUUCAUUAGUGGAUUCAGUUCAUUUAAAUGAUAUAAAAUGGCCAGCAAUGUGGUAUUUGAAUAGAGAAGAUGGCUUAAAUAUGAACGUUAUACCCGCCUGGAAAAAGGGUUAUACUGGAAAAGGUGUCGUAGUAACAAUUUUGGAUGAUGGCCUAGAAACAAAUCAUCCUGAUCUUGAAGAAAAUUAUGAUCCUGAAGCAUCGUACGAUGUAAAUAGUCAUGACAAUGAUCCAAUGCCUCAUUAUGAUCUAACAGAUUCGAAUCGGCAUGGUACAAGAUGUGCUGGUGAAGUUGCUGCAACAGCAAAUAAUUCUUUAUGUGCUGUUGGAAUUGCUUUUGGUGCUAAAGUUGGCGGUGUUCGAAUGUUAGAUGGAGAUGUUACUGAUGCUGUAGAGGCGCGAUCGCUUAGCUUACAUCCUCAACAUAUUGAUAUAUAUAGUGCGUCAUGGGGACCAGAUGAUGAUGGAAAAACAGUUGACGGACCUGGUGAAAUGGCAUCUCGUGCAUUUAUUGAAGGUGUUACAAAAGGACGUAAUGGUAAAGGUAGCAUCUUUGUUUGGGCAUCGGGGAAUGGUGGAAGAGAAUUGGAUAAUUGUAAUUGCGAUGGCUAUACAAAUUCCAUAUGGACUUUAUCUAUAUCUAGCGCAACUGAGGAAGGUCAUGUUCCUUGGUAUUCUGAAAAAUGUAGUUCAACCUUAGCAACUACCUAUAGCAGUGGCGGUCAAACUGAAAAACAGAUAGUUACAACAGAUCUUCAUCAUUCAUGUACUAUAUCUCAUACCGGAACUUCAGCUUCGGCUCCUUUGGCUGCAGGAAUUGUAGCUUUAGUCUUAGAGUCUAAUAGAAAUCUUACCUGGCGUGAUUUGCAGCACAUAGUUGUACGUACUGCUAAACCAGCCAAUUUAAAGGACCCCACAUGGUCAAUUAAUGGUGUUGGCAGAAAAGUGAGCCAUUCUUUUGGGUAUGGUUUAAUGGAUGCAGCUGGAAUGGUGGAAUUAGCAAGAAAAUGGAAAACAGUUCCAGAUCAACAGCGUUGUGAAAUUAACGCCCCACAUGUGGAUAAAAUGAUUCCGGCCCGAAGUUAUAUUACUCUGCAGUUAACAGUAAAACACUGUAUUUCAGUUAAUUUCUUGGAGCAUGUUCAAGCUAAAAUUACACUAACUUCACAACGAAGGGGAGAUAUUCAAAUACAUUUGAUUUCUCCAGCUGGAACUAAAGUUACAUUGUUGACACAAAGAAUGCAUGAUGCUUCGCGGUCUGGUUUUAGUCAAUGGCCUUUUAUGUCUGUUCAUACUUGGGGUGAACAUCCUCAUGGUAAUUGGCAACUGGAAAUUCAUAAUGAAGGAAAAUAUAUGGGAAAUGCAUUACUCCGUGAAUGGUCAUUAAUUUUUUAUGGAACAGCUAUGCCCAUUGAUAGUUCAGAUCCAAGUUCAAAACCAAUAACAACAACAUCAAAUUAUGACAGUGAAAAACUAUUCACAACCUCCAAGAAAAAUUAUUUUAUUAGCAUCGCUAAACUUUUAAAUAUUACAAAUAUUCAUAAUAAUACCAACAAUAAUUUUGAUUACAAUAAUAGUAAUAGUAAUAUUAAUUACAAUGAAAAUAGUAACGCAAAUACUAAUUAUAAUAAGGGUAAUAAUGAUGAUGAUCGUGUUGGUAGUAACAAUAAUAAUAAUUAUAACACCAACAAAAGUAAUGGUAAUAAUAAGAAUAACAAUAAUAUAAAAAAUUAUAAUAACAAUAACAAUAAGAGUAAUAGUAACAAUAAUAAUAGUCAUAAUAAUUAUAAUUAUAAUAAUAAUAAUUAUAGUAAUAAUAAUAAUAAUAAUAAUAAUAAUAAUAAUAAUGACAACAAUAACAAUAAUAACAAUAAUAAUAAUAAUAAGAAUAAUAAUAACAACAAUAAUAAUAACAAUAACACUAACAAUAAGAAUAAUAAUGGUAACAAUAACAGUAAUGGUAGUGGUAAGGAUAAAAAUAAGAAAAUAUCUUCUUCGUCAUUAGGCAAUAAGAAAAUCAACAAUAAUAAUAACAAUAAUAAUAACAAUGGUAAUAAGAAUCUCAAGAAGAAUUUUUCAAACGGCAAAAAAAAUCAAUCAUCACAUUCAAACGUGUUCAGCGGUAAUAAUAAUAAUAAUAAUAAUAAUAAUAAUAAUAAUAAUAAUAAUAAUAAUAAUAGUAAUAGCAAUAAUAAUAAUAACAAUAAUAAUAAUAAUAAUAAUAAUAAUAAUAACAAUAAUAAUAGGAAUAACAAUAAUAAUAGACAUCAAAAAAUUUCACGGCUUAAAGGUCAACAACAGUCAGCCAAAUUACAAAUGCAAAAUAAUAUAGCGAAAUUAAAAGCUUUAGAAAGUAUUAAUGAAGAUCGUAUUAAAAACGAUAAAGACCGAAAGACUAAUAAUAAAAAUACAAAAAAUUAUAGAAUUAUGUUAAAUUCGCACAAAUUAAAUAAUAAUAAUAAUAAUUAUGAUAAUGGUACUAUAAUUAAAAAAUUAUUAAAAAAUACGAAUUUAGAAAUUCCAUUUCAAUUAUUUGCCAAAUAUGAUAAAAUACAACAAUUUAUACCAGAAUUUCAUCCCUAUGUAGCAACAAAUAAUAAAAAAAAAUCUGAUAAUAAAUUAAAUAAGCCAUUAUCAAAAAAACAAUCUCAAUUUUAUGACAAUAUAUCGGAAAAUUAUAAAACAAAUUUUUAUAUUAACAAAAAUAACAGUAAUAAUGAUAGUGAAUCAAUCGAAACUAAAAAUUAUAAAAAUAAUAUCAGUAUUAGUAAUAAUAAUAGCGAUAAUAAUAAUAAUAAUCAUAAAAAUAAUAAUAGUAAUAAAAAUGCUAGUAAUAGUAAUGAUAACAAUAAUAGUUUCAAAGAGAAUCAAAAUGCAAUCAGAUUACAAAAUAACAGUAAAUUUAAUACUAAUAUAAAUAGUAGUUUAUAUUCAAAAGGAGAAAUUAAAACUAAUGAAAACGCUCAAAUUACUCAAUGGGAUCUAAUUUUCUAUGGUACUGAAGGUCCAGCUCAACCCGAUGAUACUUCUUCAACGAAUACAGGUGGAUAUAAUAAGGAAAUUGGAAAUAAUAAUGUUCAUGAAUUAUUUACUGAAGAGAUAGAAGGGACUAAGAGUGGUUAUUCAAAGAUUAAUGAUGUAGAUUCAGAUGAUCAUACUAAAACUGAAUGUUUGAGUUUUACUGUAACACAAAGAUGUGUAGAGUGCACCGAAAAUUUCUUCUUAUACAAUGAUCGUUGUUAUGCUCAGUGCCCUAAUAAUACAUUUGAGUUCAUAACGAAAAAUAGAAAUAACAAUAUAUUGGAUGAUGAUACUUCUUCUUUUAAUAAUACAAUUGCAAUAAAAGACCCAAAUAAGAAAAAUUUAAAAAAAAUUACAACUCUGGAUUUAAAUAUAAAAAUUAAUAAAAUAUGCUAUCCAUGUGAUAGUGUUUGCCUAGCAUGUAACGGUCCUAGUGCAAAUAAUUGUAUAAAAUGUUCAAUUGGUAGUCAAAUAAUGAGAUUAACAAAAUAUGAAGCAACAUGUGUUUCAAUAAUGGAACGUAGUUCUGGUCGAAGUAUAAAUCAAAUUCAACGGAUUAAUAUUUUUGAAAUGGGUCGAAAUUAUCAUAAUUUUAUUUUAAUAAUUGCAUUAUUUUUAAUAGUUUCUGUGAUGUUAAUAGUUUUUUUUAUUAUAUAUUACAAAAAACAUAAAAAUUUGUUUUUAAAUAGAAAUGAUUAUAAUGGCGUAUCAUAUUAUGUAUUAAGAAAUGAUGUUGUUAUGUAAUGUAUAGAUAUAAAUAGAUAUAUAUAUGUAAUAGUGUAUAUGUACAUGGAAGAAAAUGAAAUUUCAAAUUUUUUUUUAUUUUUUUAUUUUCCAUUUUUAAUUAUUUUUUUAUUUUUUUAUGUUAUCCCGUUUUGCUACGUUUAAAAUUUAAUAUUUUCUUAAAAUUUAAUGUUUUCAAUAUUUUUGCGAAAAUUUAGUUUUUCAAUUUAAAUUUCAUUCAAACAUUUUGAUAACUAAAGAUUUUCACCAGUUAAAAUUAAUAAAAAUUUUAUUAUUACGUACAUAUUUGAGGAAUAUUGCUUUAAAUAUUAUUUUCGGAAGUAACUUAAGAUUAUUAAUUGAUUUAUAAAUAUAAUACAAAUCUAAAUUUUUACAAGUAACAUUUUCCAAUAUUUUCUAAUUACUUUUUUAAUUUUUGAUGUAGUUAAUUAAAGUAACUUGUCGAAUAAAUUUAUAACUUCUACAUUUAAUAUUUAAAUUCGCGUGUUAAUUUUUCAUAUCGUCAUAAGAUCCGUAACUUGUUUAAGUUACAUGUAAAAUUUUCCAAUUGUCUAUUGUUUAAUUUAUAUUUUUUUUUUAUAGUUCUCUUAUAAAUUCUACCAGAAUAUAGUCGGUCUUAAGAGCGCGUAGAUAUUAUUUUUUCUUUGAUUGGUUUUUUGUUCAAAUGAAAAAAAAAAUGAAAAUUUUUCAAAAAUAAAAUAACUUGUAAUGAUUUUAUAAAAUGGAAUAAAGUACCUAAUCCAUAUACAUAAAAAACAUUUAUAAAUAUCUAUAUAAAUACAUAUUAUGAUAAUUUAUAAUGAACUAAACGAAAUAGAAUUAAAUAAACUAGCAGAAUAUUACACUAAAAAAUAUAAAAAAAAAAUCUAAAAAUAAGGAUUCGGAAAAAUUACUCGAAUUUAAACAUUUUCAGGUACAUUCUUAUGUAAAUAUGUAUAGUAAAAAUAAUCAGUCUUCUCAAAAUGAAAUUUUAAAUAAUUUUAAUGAAACAGGAAAAAAAAUUAAGGAAUCAGUAUUUUUUAAUAUCGGUACUACUGAGUUCCUUUGCCCAAAAAAAAAAAUUAAAUUAAAAUAAGAUAUAAUAAAAUAAUUAAUUGUAAGAAUAAAUCCGUAUAGUUAAAUUGUCAAUAAUAAAAUUUUAAUAAACAAUUGAAAUAAAAAUAAAUUAAAACUCGUAAAUAUUGUGACAAAAAAAUUGGUUAAGAAAAAAAAAAAUUGUAAAACAUUUACUAUUAAUUUAAUAAUUAUUAUAUAAUAUAAAAUUAUAUCAAUUGAAAUUAUUUGGACAAUAUAAAUAAAACAAAAAAAUAUAUAUAUAUACCAUAAACACACGAUAAUAAAAUUUAUUGGUUGAAAAAUUUGUAGUAGUCAUUAUACAAAUAUACAUACAUACAUAUAUUUGAAUAACUUUAUUUAUAAUAAAUUUGCAUUUGUAACAAACGAAUAUAAAUUAAAUAUUUAUAUACAUAUUUAAUAUAAACAAACAAUACUUAUAAUAUAUAUAUAUGGUAAUAAUUA
This is a messenger RNA of Condylostylus longicornis, 6595 nucleotides long. RefSeq names its product furin-like protease 1. Bases 713 to 5077 code for a protein of 1454 amino acids. NCBI's taxonomy places the organism in Eukaryota, Metazoa, Arthropoda, Insecta, Diptera, Dolichopodidae. The transcript is spliced from 13 exons. Gene Ontology annotation, biological process: peptide hormone processing. The record is from RefSeq and is a predicted model, not a curated record. Gene Ontology annotation, molecular function: serine-type endopeptidase activity. Gene Ontology annotation, cellular component: Golgi membrane; trans-Golgi network.